CAGGGCAGGGUUGCCGGUGACCGGUGGGCGAGGGCGUAGUAAAGCAAGGAGGGGAGCCCCAGCCCAGCAGGGGCAGGCAAGGUCUUAGUUCGUCCGUCCUCCCAGGUCUCCUUGUCUUGGACUCCAGCCUCCCUCCACCUUCGGCAAGGGGGAUCCCUCCCUCGGCCAUGCGGGUGCUCCCGGCGUCCUGGUCCAAGAAUCCGCCGCCGCCGCCGCCGCCGCCGCCGCCCCCUCCUCCCAAGACCACCACCGCCGACCUCUACCUCAACAUCUACGACAUCUCCCCAAUCAACCACUACCUCUACUGGUUUGGCCUCGGCAUCUUCCACUCCGGCAUCGAAGUGCAUGGCAUGGAGUAUGGGUUUGGAGCCCAUGAAUACCCAACCAGCGGAGUCUUCCAAGUGGAACCCAAAAGCUGUCCUGGCUUUAUCUUCAGACGUUCCGUGUGUGUGGGUUCCACUAAUAUGUCCCGUUCAGAAGUCCGCAGUUUCCUAGAGGACCUUGCAGAGGAUUAUCAUGGGGACACUUAUCAUUUGAUUGCAAAGAAUUGUAAUCAUUUUACAGCAGACAUCUGCAAGCGUUUGACCGGAAAGCCAAUUCCUGGAUGGGUCAAUCGACUUGCCAGAUUAGGUUCUUUAUGCAACUGUGUACUGCCUGAAAGCAUCAAGGUUUCUGCUGUCAGAGAUGUAAACGCUCUCCCUGAGUUUCCUGAUGAUGAUCUGGAGUCCAAUGCAUCCAUUGUUGACGGAAGUGAUGCGGAUGAUUUAGACCAUCUUAUAACGACCCCAAGUAGCGAUGUUGUAUCUUCAAAAGACAAGAUAUUAACUCCUGGCAGGGAUAGCUUGUAAUUUCUUGUAUUCUCCAUUGAUGUUGAUGAUAUAGUUAGUAUUACUUGUGGGGUUGUUUGCUGAGGAGCCAAGUGAUGAUCUCUUGUUGAGUGGCGAUGUGGCAGGACAGGAGGAGUAUGCUGUGGUAAGAAUCAGAUCAUCAUAUUUGCAGUCAACCUUUGAAUAGUUGAAUGUAUAAUCCAUGGAUGCGGAUGGUAAUGAUGUCUGUUGCACAAGAAGGUAGUGCGUGUGAUUGUCUAACUGUGGCGAAGGGCCAUGGUUCCGUUGCUAGAAGUAUACGCUGUUUUAUUUUGAGAGGGGGGAGGGGAGGGGAGUGCGUUGACAGAGAGAUAUUGAUAUUAUUAUGUAUAUGGUGUAACUAGAUGGAGAAGGAUUGACGUCAUUCGAGUUGUUACGUAGGAAGAAGGGUCAUGGUUCUUUAUUUUGUUUGUGUUGUGUGUAACUGAUUUGUUUGUACAAAUGAAUGAAUGAUUUGCAGUUGUGAAAGUUGAAUAGAUGGUCUCAUCGAUCUGUUGUUAAUCUAUCU
Oryza brachyantha (malo sina) is the source of this 1374-nucleotide messenger RNA. Its product is annotated as deSI-like protein At4g17486. NCBI's taxonomy places the organism in Eukaryota, Viridiplantae, Streptophyta, Magnoliopsida, Poales, Poaceae. The coding region runs from base 168 to 848 and encodes 226 amino acids. The transcript is spliced from 4 exons. The record is from RefSeq and is a predicted model, not a curated record. Gene Ontology annotation, biological process: protein deubiquitination. Gene Ontology annotation, molecular function: deubiquitinase activity.